AUGGCCAAAUCAGACCAAUGGCCAAGACGGGAAUACCCGGUACCACCAGAAAUGGCAUCAUUGUUACCGCACGCGCGCAAUGCCUUACACGCUGUGCAGCCAAUGGCCGUCAGGGCUCAGAAGUGGUCGUACGAGUCGAGCCUAUUCACUGCGGGCCAGUAUCGGCCCAUAGGGUCGUCGGCCCUAUUCGCGGCCUAUUUCUACCCAUUUUGUACGGACCCGUGCCGGUACGACACCAUGGUCAAACUGAUGAUCAGCCAUACCGUGUUGGACAAUCAUCUCAACACCCCGUACGCCGAUCCCGAUCGCCAGCUGCGCAAAGCGUCCGUAAUUAUUGGCCAAUUGUAUAGAGUGUAUGAUAAACUACAGGGUGGCCAAUACGUGUCGGCCCACUACUGGAAACCCUAUGUGCUCUCAGCGUACGCCAUAUACGAGCAGAUUUUGUCGGUUUAUAAUCCGGUACAGAAGCGGAGAUUUCUGGAGUUGUUAACCCUAUGGACGGAUGGGAUGCUCGCAGAGCGCAAUGAUUUGCAAAAUAAUAGACAGUUUGAUUGUGUGAAAGAAUUUAUCCAGGUUAGAUGCAAAGCGUUAUCGGUGUUACCGAGUCUACAACUCAUCGAAUACGCGGACUCGCUGUACGUGCCGGAGCCCGAGUGGCGGAACCCCAAAGUGCAACACCUGUUAAGCCUAUUGUGUCGACUAUUCAUUGAUGUUCUCAAAACACACGACAAGUCCUUACCGUACGAACUACUGUACGACUGGUUAGGAAAGGGUUUAUCGAUUAACACGUCGACAGACCUAUGGAGACAACGCCGUCGACUCAUAGCACCGGCAUUUCAUAGACAAACACUCGACAACUUUCUGCCCGUAUUUAACGACUUAAGCCGAGUAUUUGAACAACAAUUAUAUCGUUCACUCGAUAAGGAGAGUAUCAAUAUUUGUGAUCUUAUUUUUCCCCUGUCAUUAGAUAUUAUUGCAGAAACGGGAAUGGGAAUAAAGUUAAAUGCCCAGGCUAACGAGCACCGGGCCUAUAUCGACGCAGUGCAACAUAUUGCCCAACAUUUGAGUGAUAAUAAUAGUCUAUCACUGGAGGACAUCCGGGAAGAAGUGGACACUUUUAUGUUUGCCGGACACGACACCACCGCUGUCUGCUUAUCAUGGACGAUUUAUUUUGUUGGUUUAUAUCCGGAAAUUCAGGGUCGGAUUCACGAGGAGUUGGACACAAUAUUAGCCAACGAUUGCGAUAUAAAUACUGAAAACAUAAAAGAAUUGCAAUAUUUAGAGGCCGUAAUCAAGGAGUCGAUGCGAAUGCGAGCACCUGUGCCUACCAUUGCACGCACUCUCACCCAAGAUCUAACAGUUGGUUCCUAUACUCUACCAAAAGGGAUUUCAAUAUUGCUUUUACUAGAUGAAUUGCACAGAGACCCUGAUAUAUACGAACAUCCGCUAUUAUUUAACCCAGAUAGGUGGUUAUCCCAAAAACAUGAUGAUGAUGGUAAAGCAGCUAAUUUUAUGCCAUUCUCAUUGGGCGCCCGCGACUGCAUUGGCCAGAGGUUUGCUAUGAAUGAGCUGAAAGUGGUUUUGGGCCGAGUCUUACAUUGCUAUGCAUUUCGAUCACUCGAACCCAUAGACAAAGUGAUUGAAUAUCACGCUAUGGUUAAGAAACCUAAAUAUGAGAAUAUAGCUGAACGCGAAUACCCGGUGCCGGACAGUAUGGUAUCAACGCUGCCGUUCGCGCGCAACGCCUUACACGGCUCGCAACCCAUGGCCGAGAGGGCUCACCAGUGGUGGCACGAGUCGAGCCUAUUCACGGCUGGCCAGUACCGGCGGGUCAGGUGUUCAGACCUGUUCGCAGCGUAUUUCUAUCCGUUUUGCGUCGACGAGCGCCGGUACGACACGUUGCUCCGGGCGGUGAUCGCCUUUUUCGUGUUGGACGACCAUUUGGAGGCCCCCUAUGGCGAUGUCAAACGCCGGGUGCCCGAAGCCCAGGCCAUUAUUGGCCAAUUGUACGCCGUGUAUGCUAAACUACUGAACGAGACUGGCCAACUGCAUGUGCCCGCCCACACCUGGAAGCCGUAUAUGUUGGCCACGUAUGCCAUCUAUAAUGAUAUUUUUUCAGUUUAUAAUGACGUACAAAAGCGCCGGUUUGUCCACUUGUUCACCGCGUGGACAGACGGUAUGAUUGAGGAAUGUGCAGACAUUGCCCUUAAGCGACAAUUUAAUAAUGUAGAAACAUUUAUUGAGGUGCGAAUGAAGGCCAUUGCAGUCAUACCAACGCUACAACUCAUCGAAUACGCGGACUCGCUGUACGUGCCGGAGCCCGAGUGGCGGAACCCCAAAGUGCAACACCUGUUAAGCCUAUUGUGUCGACUAUUCAUU
This is a messenger RNA of Medioppia subpectinata, 2379 nucleotides long. The record is from the annotation of a GenBank genome assembly. Lineage: Eukaryota; Metazoa; Arthropoda; Arachnida; Sarcoptiformes; Oppiidae.